This is a messenger RNA of Ilyonectria robusta, 1228 nucleotides long. RefSeq lists its product as uncharacterized. Bases 103 to 1056 code for a protein of 317 amino acids. The transcript has a single exon. The record is from RefSeq and is a predicted model, not a curated record. Lineage: Eukaryota; Fungi; Ascomycota; Sordariomycetes; Hypocreales; Nectriaceae. Gene Ontology annotation, molecular function: oxidoreductase activity.
GUCCAGUCAGGAGAAUCUGGAGAUGAGUGGGAAUUCUUGUCUGUGCCGAUUCCAUUCAUUCUUACUACCACGCUUCUCAAUAGCCUCCCAACAUUGUCAAUCAUGAAUCUAGUUUCCCGCCUCGCUCGCAAGGCCGUUUCCGCACAUAUCCCUACCCGAAAUCCAUCCGCUACGUCAAGUCUUUUGCGGUUUUCAGGAUGCAAUCGCCAUGGCGCCCGCUUCCUUGCCACUCAUGCCUCACAAAUGGUGCCUCAUAUUGAGGCUCCCGAUCUGAGCUAUGCCAGAGAGGCUCACCAUGUUCGCCGAGUCGCCGAUCAGCUCCAGCAAAGCGGCAUACUCAAAGUCAGCCUCCAGUUCCCGGACGACAAAAGCGAGUACCUUCAGCAAUUGCUACUCAGUCUGAAUAAGAACCACAACCACCAGCUACCCAUCUCGCACAGCGCAACGCGGGGCUGGUUCUGGGACGUCCGCCCCAGUACCACGGACUUCCAGACUGGGAAUCAUCAGGCUCGGUCAGAAACCAUGGAAGAGUUCCCUUGGCACACAGAUUGCAGCUAUGAGAACCCACCCCCGAGGUACUUUGCUCUCCAAGUGCUCCAGCAUGAUCGAUUCGGCGGUGGAACGCUGUCCGUCAUGAACGUCGAGCGACUGAGCCAGCUUCUGUCCCCAACAACCCGGGCCGCUCUGGUAAACCCCGACUACCGGAUCACCAUUCCUCCCGAAUUCAUCAAAGAUGCUGCCCAGCAAGACAUUGUUGGUAGCGUGUUGGUGGCUGACGCAGAAGACCGAUCCACUAUGAUGCGAUUUAGGGAAGAUAUCCUUACACCACUGAGCGACAAGGCAUCGGGAGCGCUCAAUGAACUUAAGCAAGCCCUGCAGAGCGCCGAGGCUCAAUCACAUUCAACAGUGCAUCUGACAGCCGACGACUUGCCGCAGAGGAGCAUCAUUCUCGUGGACAAUCGUCGAUGGCUGCACGCGCGGAAUGAUGUCAAGGACCCAGAGCGCCAUCUCCGCCGGGUACGAUGGGAUGCUGUCCCGUUCAGCGGGUCCAAUUAGGUGGCAUUUUUUGUAUUUGAGAUUUCAUCUUUCGGAGGCGCAAGUUUGGCGGAUUCGCCGAUGCACACGGGUAUGCAAAGGGAUGGAUUAAAAUUGUGAGACUUUGUACGUAAUAGGACCUCGCUUAAGGUAGCUGUUGAAUUUAAUUUCAGGUGCGUCUGUAUUGCGUUGA